AGCCUCUGGCGGUGCUUCUGCAGUUCGUCCGCUUGGUCAUAAUAGUAAGCCACCAUGGGCGGCGUCCACAAGCUGGCACCUGAGUAUGAGGAGCUUUUACGGCAACACAAACGGGAGACCAAAAGACGGAAAGUCGCCUCUCCACCGGCCAGACCAGAGCCUGAUAUAGUGGAUCUGGUGUCCUCGGAGGACGAGUGGGAUGAGGUCGAGCUUGAUCAAAGUGAGGAUGAAGGUGAAGGGGAGUCCUUUGACGAACCUUCCGAGGAAAUUACUGUUUCAUUGACGCCUAUACCUGAUUCUCGGCCCAAAAAGGAAGCAUUAUUCUCUCGAAAGGAGCGACUAGAGAUCCACACACUGACUUUGAUGGCGUUGAUCCUGCAUACUAGGACUCGCAAUUCAUGGAUUUCUAGCCAGAAGGCUCGAAAAGGACUUGUCAACUUGCUGCCAACAAUCGUGCAACAGGAAUUGCACCCUCCAAACCACCUUUCCUACAAUUUGAAAACUAAAAAGUUGAUGGAUGGACUUCGGGCUGCCAUAAGGAUCUGGAAGCACAAAUUCAAUAUAACUUGCAUCGGGCUGUAUUGCGUGGGAUGGGAAGAAAUUGGUCAACCCGAGCGGGCAAUUACACCGGUUUUAACUCAGGAUCAGUUUUUCGCUCGACUGGAAAAAAGGUCUGGAUCGGUUGAUUUGUUUACGCAAGGAUUUUGUGCUUUACUACGGGCCAAUGGUCUUGAAUGCAGAUUAGUUUGUUCAUUACAGCCUCCGGAUUUUACGAGCCCAGGAAAGUCGAAGCAGAAACCAGUCACCAUACUCAAUCGCCCGCCGAUUUACUGGACUGAAGUUUGGGAUCCCUAUUCUGAUCAAUGGAUUUCUGUCGAACCAUGUCAAGGAUUAGUCCAGGUUGUUCGUGGAAAAAGCUCAUUCGAGCCUAAUAUCACAGAUAGCCGAAACAUUAUUCGCUACUGUAUCGCUUGGGAUAUGGCCAAUAGAUCCAGAGACGUUACAAGACGUUAUGCAUCAGAGUAUAACGCCAGGACGAGAAAAAAACGUUUGCCAUUUGCUGGUACGGCAUGGAAAACAGUAAGUGACAAAGUCUUAUCGAGGUUUUCUGCCAAAACCCUUACUAAACGAGAACUGGACGAAAUUAAGCAGCUGAACCGGCGUGAACAAAAAGAGGGAAUUCCAUCUAGAAUUCAAAACUUUGUGGGCCAUCCAAUAUACGUUCUUGAACACCAACUUAAAAAGAACGAGUAUUUGGACCCUAAGACUCCUUGUGGCAGGCUUGCGUUGAAAGAUCACAAGUCAUGUCCUAUUUAUUUGAGAAAAAAUGUCAAGCAGUGUUUGUCUGCUAGAUCAUGGUACCGAAAAGGUCGUAUUAUAUUACCUGGCGAGCAACCAAAGCUUUAUCGAAGGUCAAAGAACCUGAUGGGAGAAGAGGAAGAUGUUGGGUUGUACAGCAGGGACCAAACAACAGAUUUCGUUCCAGAGCCUGUUGUUGACGGAGUAGUGCCGAAAUCAGAAUAUGGAACCAUUGACUUGUUUGUGUCCUCCAUGCUACCACCAAACAGCGCUUAUAUUGUUGACUCUUUUGGUGAAAGAGCAGCCAAGGAGCUCGGUGUAGACUAUGCACGGGCAAUUGUUGGAGCCGAGUUCGAAAGACGUAGUGUGAAAUCAGUUUACAAAGGCGUUGUUGUGCCUGCUGCCAACGAGGAAGCGAUCAGAGCUGUCUCUCUGGGACUUAGAGAACUCGAAAUCGAAAAAAAGCAGCAAGAGGAGAAUCUGAGGCUAAUGUCAAUGUGGCGCCGGCUCAUUAUUGGUGUCCGAAUUUGGAACCGUAUUGAGUUGAUGAAUCCUGAAACUCCAAGUGCGAAGGAACCAGUGUCUGAGCAGUCUAAAACAGAGUCGAAAGAGCAUCUUCCUGUUGAACCGUCAGAAACGAAACCAAGCGCAUGGGACCCAGGAUCAGACUCAGAUUCGGAGGUAAAGCCAAGUGCGUGGGAUCCGGGGUCGGACUCGGAUUCAGAGGUAAAGCCAAGCGCAUGGGACCCGGGAUCAGACUCUGACUCGGAUGUGCCGAGUGCGUGGGACCCGGGUUCAGAUUCUGAUCUUGAUGCAACUAGAACAAAAGACACCGAUCAGAUCAAACUGGAGGUUGAACCAAUUGGACCAAUUGGUUUGGACCGAAACAACGAACCAAAUACCAACCCUACGCAAGUUUCGGUAGCUAGGCGUUGCGAAAAUAUCAGUCCAGUCCAGCCCAAGCCAGAAAAAUUACAGGCGACACAACCUCGGUCCAAGAAAAUCUGCGUGGAUCUCAACGAAGUGAUUCAUGAGGUACGUACUGUUCCGACUGUGAAGCCACCCGCACCCGCAAAGUCGCCAGCUAUUGAGAGCGACAGCAGCGACUUUCCGGACGUGUUCUUAGAUGAUGAUGAAGACUAA
This is a messenger RNA of Wickerhamiella sorbophila, 2442 nucleotides long. Its product is annotated as DNA repair protein RAD4. Gene Ontology annotation, cellular component: cytoplasm; XPC complex; nucleotide-excision repair factor 2 complex. Gene Ontology annotation, biological process: nucleotide-excision repair; mismatch repair. Lineage: Eukaryota; Fungi; Ascomycota; Dipodascomycetes; Dipodascales; Trichomonascaceae. Bases 55 to 2442 code for a protein of 795 amino acids. The record is from RefSeq and is a predicted model, not a curated record. The transcript has a single exon. Gene Ontology annotation, molecular function: damaged DNA binding; single-stranded DNA binding.